AGAUAUUAAAAAUGCCACCUGGCUUAAUGAAACGAAAUUCAAGCAAACGUAAAGCUUCUGAAGGGUCUGAUGAACAGGAAUUCUCUGAGGAACAAACUCUUAUUGCUGGAAGACCAUCUCGCAAAGCAGCUUUGAAAUCUCAUCGGGUUUGGGAUCCUUUGAAGCCGGGAGCGGCCAAACAUGCAGAUGUUGAGGAGGAAGCGUCUGGGGAAAGUCCAGGAACUUCUGCUAAACGAACUCGUGUUGUUGCAAAGCGUACCUCAAAGGGGGCACAAGAUGAUGAAGAUCAGUCAGACAAGCAACAAGAUGAAAAAAAUAUUGAAAAGCUAGAGAUUGAUAAAAGUGACCAACAAGAACCAGAACGAAUUAUUUUGCAACAACGAAAGAUAAUUCCUAAAGGUCUUCAUUCACAUCCACAGCCAGCGAUGAAUAAAGAACAAUUGGCAUUAAUAGAGGUUAGGCAUUAA
Meloidogyne enterolobii is the source of this 467-nucleotide messenger RNA. NCBI's taxonomy places the organism in Eukaryota, Metazoa, Nematoda, Chromadorea, Rhabditida, Meloidogynidae. The record is from the annotation of a GenBank genome assembly.